AUGCAAGCUGAUACGCUGACGGGGGACAAGCAUGAACAGCCAGGCAAUCCGGUGGCCGCGUUCCGAGCAGCGAGACUAGGAGACUGCGAGACUGGUGCUUGCGUUUCCCUGGGAGGCUGUGCAAGUCAUCAGGUACAGCACUCUCCAGUCCGGCUACAUAUCAUCCCUCUUGCCAAUCCCAUCUCAACAAUAUUCUCCAAAGCAAACCAGACCAAACCGGAAAUCCUUCGCAUGGCAGACUUCGAAGCUCCCUCAGGCCCGCCGCCCCCCAAGGUCCCCGAGGGCUGGGUCGCCCGCUGGAACGAUCAGUACAAAGAAUGGUUCUACGUCAACACCUACACCAAGAAGUCACAAUGGGACAAGCCGACGGCACCCGCUGUCAACCCCAACGAUGAUGCGCCCCCGGGCCCUCCUCCUGGCUACUCGGCCGGCUCGGGCCCCGCGCCGUCGGAUGCAAAGACGAAUCCCUUCGUAAACGAUGCCACCAGGCCGGGCUCACAUCAGGAGAGCGCAGAUGAGCGCUACGCGCGCCAGCUCCAGGAGGAGGAGAAUGCGCGCGCGGGCGGUAGCAGCAGCGGCGGCACAGCUGCGUCUUAUCUGAACAGCGGCUCGCCCGCCCCGCCCCAGAGCCACUCGCCCUACCCGGAUCAGCUCCCAGCUCGCCCUGGCGACACCAGAGGUGGCGGCAGCAGCAGUGACAAGGCCAAGGGUCUGAUCGGCAAGCUGUUCGGAAGCGGCAAGCAGAAGCCCCAAGGUUACGGAGGUGGAUACCCGGGCCAGCAGCCGCAGUACGGAUACGGCUCGCCAGGUCCUCAGCAGGGUUAUUACAACGGCCCUCCGCAGCAGCAGGGCUACUAUGGUGGCCCGCCGCCCCAACAGGGUUAUUAUGGCGGCCAAGGCGGCUAUCCGCAAGGUGGCUAUGGUGGAGGUUACCAACAAGGCUACGGCGGCCGUCCGGCUAAGAGCGGCGGCGGCGGUAUGGGUAUGAUGGGUGGCGCGGCACUAGGUCUGGGUGCCGGUGUACUUGGUGGUGCCUUGAUUGCUCAUGAAAUCGACGAGUCGCAAGAGGAGGCCUAUGCAGAUGGCUACAACGAUGGUGACAACGGAGGAGACUUUGAUGGAGGCGACUUCUAA
Molecule: messenger RNA, 1134 nt
Organism: Neoarthrinium moseri
Lineage: Eukaryota; Fungi; Ascomycota; Sordariomycetes; Amphisphaeriales; Apiosporaceae
Exons: 3
Coding region: 1-1134 (377 amino acids)
Molecular function (GO): protein binding
Source: RefSeq, a predicted model, not a curated record